Aphanomyces astaci is the source of this 1179-nucleotide messenger RNA. RefSeq lists its product as hypothetical. The coding region runs from base 10 to 1158 and encodes 382 amino acids. NCBI's taxonomy places the organism in Eukaryota, Oomycota, Saprolegniomycetes, Saprolegniales, Verrucalvaceae. The record is from RefSeq and is a predicted model, not a curated record. The transcript is spliced from 4 exons. Gene Ontology annotation, molecular function: protein binding.
GCGGCGGCGAUGGUGCGCGUCCAGAUUAGCAAGAACAAUGGGUUCCUCGAAUACAAAGAAGCCGAGGUCGACAUCCCAACGGAAGAAGAGGGCAAGCUGUCCAUUGAGGACGUGAAGCUCCGGUGGGCGCAUGCCAUCUACGCCGAGGAAGACUUGUUCACGCUAGAAGGGCCGCACGAAAUCAAGCUGUAUCACAUGCCAUUGGGACACGACGUGGACUUGCUUAAGCCAAGCCAGCUGCAUGAAUGGAUAUCCACUCCGUCGUCUCAAUGGGUCCUCGAUAUCUUUGCCCGUCCUCUGAUCACGUCGUCCAUCGGCGGCGCCAUCAACAUCGACACCACGACGACCGACAGUCCCCGCCUCGUCAUCACGCGAGCCAAUGCAACUCCCAAAGUCGCCGCGCGUGCCACAGCCCGACAUCCGUUCUCCCGUCGCGACCCCCAUUGGCAUGUGGGCACAUGGGUUCCUCAGCUCAACACAUCUCUCACCACCCCCCGUCGCGACAGCAACACGAGCACUGGUAGCGCCACGUCGUUCAUCGGCGGCAUCAUGGGCACGCGCGGCCACCUGCAGACCGAGUACGAGGACAUUUUGCAGACGACAUUUCGUGCGCAGGAAACGUUGCGCAAGUUUGCCAGCAUCGGCAAGCCCGUGACCACCCACAGCAUCCAAACCACGCUGCUCCCUCUGGCCAUGGCAUGUCCCAGCGCAAUCUCGCGGCAUGGCCCGAACGUGCUCUACCAAGGCGUGUACAACCUCGUGGAUGCUGAGCUCCAGCGAGGCUUUGUGCAAGCUGUGCGUAUUUGGUUUAGCUUUGACAACGAGCACACGGUCGAGGUUAACAACCCACCCACCAUCCUCCUCCGCCUCACCAUCGGCAUGCAGGUGGCCAAACGAGAUGGAAGCUUGGGGCUGAAGCCCGUGCGCCAACAAGAUGGAUGGAUCGUCGUGCAGGCGGUGCCUGGCUCCCCGUGUGCCCUCGCCGGCAUGCCGGACGACGAAGUGUUUCUCACGCAUGUGAAUGGCGUGGACGUGUCGCCGCCGCAGUGUCCCGCCAGUGCCGACAAGGCGCGGCAGUCCAAUGGCAACGUCAGCUGGGCGGGCAACGUCGUGCCGCUCGUCGAGCCCUGCGACGUGUGCGUGUUUACGUACUUUUAAGGACAGAAUGCCGAAUAUGGG